Molecule: messenger RNA, 863 nt
Organism: Marmota flaviventris (yellow-bellied marmot)
Lineage: Eukaryota; Metazoa; Chordata; Mammalia; Rodentia; Sciuridae
Source: RefSeq, a predicted model, not a curated record
AUAUUUCAGAGCAUUCCUGCGGAAGAAGUGCCAUUCUGGGCUGAUGUGGUUCUGGGAUUUCGAAAGAUGACAGAGGCCGAGCUGAAGAAAUUCCCUCAACAUGUGUUUGGUCAGGCUUUUACAACCCUGAAAUGUGAAACCUCUGCUUACCUCUCCUGGUUGGAGAAAAGGAUAAAAGAAAGUGGAGGCCUGCUACUCACCAGAUGCCUGGGAAACCUGUGGGAGCUUCAGCCGUCCUUUGACAUCGUGGUCAACUGCACAGGCCUGGGAAGCCGACAGCUUGCAGGAGACCCAACGAUUUCCCCUGUAAGGGGCCAAGUGCUCCAAGUUCAGGCCCCCUGGGUGAAGCAUUUUAUCCGAGAUGGGAGUGGGCUGACAUAUAUUUACCCUGGUGCCUCCCAUGUAACCCUGGGUGGAACUAGGCAGAAAGGAGACUGGAAUUUGUCCCCAGAUGCACAGAUUAGCAGAGAUAUUUUUUCCCGGUGUUGUGUGCUGGAGCCCUCCCUCCACAGAGCCUGUAUCACAAAGGAGAAGGUGGGCUUGAGGCCCGUCAGGCCAGGCGUGCGGCUGCAGAAAGAGCUCCUAGCCCACGGGGGACAGAGGUUGCCUGUGGUCCACCACUAUGGCCACGGGAGUGGGGGCAUCUCAGUGCACUGGGGUUCUGCUAUGGAGGCCGCCAGACUGGUCAGCGAGUGUGUCCAGGCCCGCAGGACCCCGUCUCCUACAUCAAAGCUAUAGAUGACAUGAAAAGACAGCAAAUAACCCCAGAGACUAUUGAUCAAAGCACAAUUUAAGCUCCAGAACAGGUUCAAAUAACUUUUCCAUUUCAUGAAAGCUUAAUUAGACAGUCUUUGUUUUCAAAA